Molecule: messenger RNA, 453 nt
Organism: Capsicum annuum
Lineage: Eukaryota; Viridiplantae; Streptophyta; Magnoliopsida; Solanales; Solanaceae
Product: POU domain, class 4, transcription factor 1-like
Exons: 1
Coding region: 1-453 (150 amino acids)
Source: RefSeq, a predicted model, not a curated record
AUGAAAGCAUAUGCAAUUGCACUUAUAAGCUGUGGCUCUGUGGCAGCAGCUCUAGUUUUGAUUUUGUUUUAUAUUUGUAAAAAUGGCAGAAAGAAAAAGAGUCAUCCUGUCACUAGGAAUGUUACUGGUGGUUCUCCGGCUCCUCCUCCUCCUCCUCCGCGGCCUAUACAAGUGAACCGUGAUGUUGAGAAGGGAGAUAUUAAACACAAGAACAACACAACAGUAAGAGAUGGUGGAAUGGUUAUUCUAGGUACUGCUGCUGCAACAGUUGCUGCCACUGCGGCUGUUACAACUAGUGAUAGUUACACUGGAGGAGGUGGUGAUGGCGGAGGAACGAGUAGUGGAGGAUAUGGAGGUGGUGGUGAAGGAGGGACAAGUGGUGGAGGAGCUGGUGGUGGUGGUGGUGGUGGUGGUGAAGGGGGAACGAGUGGUGGGGGAUGCGGCGGAUUUUGA